CCUGCCACUUUCAAAACACAGGAAUGAAAAGGGACCGCCGUGCAAACAUGGCUCUCUUUGACGUGCCGGCAUCCAAUCUCCUCCACUUCGCCAAAUCUGACGUCUGGGCAGCCGGUCCAUCUUGCCCAGUUCACUCCCUCAGUCUCUGUCUUUCUGCAACUAUGCGACCGCCUCCACGUGGGCCGGCGCAGAAUGUCACUUAUCCGCACGCCUCUCCGCUGGCGUUGAUUCGACCUUCUUUGCUUUUGCGUUUCGACCCACUUCCUUCUCUGCAUCUUCGGCCCGAUCAGAACGCAGAAGCAGACGAGGAUGUGGAGGGCUUGCAGCUUCGCUGUCCCCGAGGAGCUACAGAUGCACUGUUGGUUUCUGUACCACCGAACGACAAGCACCACGACCAAGCGCGGCCUCAGGCUUGGCAUGGUGCUGUGCACCAAAAGUUAAGAGAACAGAAAAAGUGCAGGCUAACCGAGCGAGCUCAUCAAAGACAACGUCUAGACUUUCCGCGCACACGAGAUCAGUUUUCACAUGGCGAACCGCUGAACUUGGCAAACGCACAAUUUCGUCACGCCGUAGGACAUGAAACAGAUCAGCCAGAACUGUUCAGGCUGUUUACCACCCCGGACGCCAGAUCAACGGAUCGCUGGACUGUCACAUAUACGUGGUUACUCAGGGGUAAAUAUCUGUGACAUUGCCUUGCUUCGGCGCUACGUUCGACCGCUCCUCUAGGUAUGUCAGUCGUACAGCACAAGUCUCUUAGGAUCUCUCAUGAUUCAGUUCCGCUUCGUCGGAGCAUUGUCUUCCGCAGUGCAUCGCGGAAGGCAAUUGACAUGCCGUUGUAUGCUACGGUAUCUAUUGUCGCAAGUGGAGCUCACGCACAGAGAUCUCAACUCGGCUGGACAAACCUAGUUCGUUAUAGUUCUUGGUCUGCAUCACGUAAAGUGAUUGCACAGAAGGCACAGGGUAGGCAGGUUAGGGCGGCCUCCGGAAGCUUGUGUUGUGGAGUAAGCGCAAAAGGUGAAGGUCGAUUGGAUUUUGUAGACCUGGGAUAUUUUCUCGCGGGAAGGUCUGCAAGGGGUAUUUUCGGAAACGCCUCACUGGGCUAAGCACAUGUUCUAGAAGACUUCCAAUUCCAUAUGCAUGCGCAACAACACAUCCACGCGAAG
Molecule: messenger RNA, 1163 nt
Organism: Didymella exigua CBS 183.55
Lineage: Eukaryota; Fungi; Ascomycota; Dothideomycetes; Pleosporales; Didymellaceae
Exons: 1
Coding region: 48-686 (212 amino acids)
Source: RefSeq, a predicted model, not a curated record